Molecule: messenger RNA, 7245 nt
Organism: Myotis daubentonii (Daubenton's bat)
Lineage: Eukaryota; Metazoa; Chordata; Mammalia; Chiroptera; Vespertilionidae
Gene: BCLAF3
Product: BCLAF1 and THRAP3 family member 3
Biological process (GO): positive regulation of transcription by RNA polymerase II
Cellular component (GO): mediator complex
Molecular function (GO): transcription coregulator activity; DNA binding
Source: RefSeq, a predicted model, not a curated record
GAGAGCAGGGGUCGCGAGAGCCGGCCUGGCGCAAAGCCGCGGGCAGUGGGCGGGGCCAGGGUGGAACGAGGCGGUUCCGGAAGGAAGUGGUUCCGGGUUCGCGGCCCAGCCAGUAGUGCGACAGCAGUAGAACGUGGUUGCGGUAUUAGGGGCGAGGCCGGAGGCGGCGGAGGCGGCGGCGGCGGCGGCGGCAGCGGCAGCCGGGACUUCACGGAGGGCCCGACUGCCUCAAAUUCGUUUUGGAAUGAAGCAGUGUAAUAACUGAAUGAACUGAACUGAAUGUACUUUUUCUGUGUAAAAAGGGGAUAGUGGCUCACAUGUCAAAGGAUGGGACGGUCACGCUCUAGAUCCCCCACGUGGAAACAUAGGUCUUUAUCACCAAUACCUAGAAAGUCUGAAUACUACAAGCAAAGAUGUUCUAAUGAGCAUUAUUGCUCCGACUAUAAGAAGGAUCAGAAAAGAUCCACUUGUAGAAUGAAUGAUAAGAAACAUGGACAGAGUAAACCAAGGACUUCUUCUCAUGAUAGUGCACAUUACCAAUGGUAUGAACAUAGAUCACCUUCUCCAGACAGAAGAAGCUCUGUAGGCGAUUUUUAUUCUUAUAAGCUUUACCAAGAAUAUUCACCACAAAGAAGGGACAGUAGCAGGAGAUCUCAGUAUAUGUCUACAUACUCAGAAGAUGUACCCUAUGAAGAUUAUUGCUGGAAUUAUCCUAAGGAAAUGCAAGAGAGGUAUUCUCCUGAUGACCACAGAGUUAGAGGAAGUGGAAAAGGAGGGCAAUCACCUCAGAGGUCAAUAGAAGAUUCUUUUAGAUUUGAAGAAGAGUUGUACGAAGAUGACUUGAGUAACCAGAUGAUUCAAGAUGAAAAAUAUUCUCAGUCAUUUAGAAGAGGCUCUGAAGAUUUUGAGGAAAAGAGCUCUUUUCAGACAAGGUAUCCUGAGGAUCGCGAUUACAGAAAAUACAGACACACAUCAAAAAGAUCUACAGGCAAGAAGAGGUAUGAAAACAAAGACUCUUCUAGAAACUCAGAUCAGAAGUCUAGGCAUUAUCUUUCACAUUACCAAGAAAAGGAAGAUCAGUGGAACCUUGGAAACCAAGCUCAUCGACAUGCUUGGAGGAACUCCCCAGAGACCAGUUUAGCAACCAAGGUAUCCAGGGACUAUCACCACAAACAUCCUAAGACCUCAGAUGAGGACCAGGACUUUUCUGAUGGAAGAACUCAGAAAUACUCUAAGGAGGAAGAUAGAAAAUACAUUUCUCAAAUAGGCCUUGCAGAAAGAAAGUCCAGUUAUUUUAAUACUGGAAGAGACAGAGAGACUAAAGAUGGGCGAGUGAAAGAAGCUUCUAAACCAUAUAAGAAAGACUGUUCUCCCUCUACUGAUUCAGAUAAAAACAAUGUUAUUUUGAGUCCCUAUAAUGGCAAACAAAAGAAGAUAAAAAACAAAGGGGAUGGCAGAAGAGAGGCCAACUCUUCCAGUUACCAGUUUGGUAAAAGUAAAUAUUCACCUGCUAGUCUUAGGAAGAAAUCGAAAUCACUUAUAGUUAAAAUAGAUGUGAAGGACACAGUAAAUAUACCCAGCUUUCAUCUUAGCAAGGCAGAGAGACAGAUGUCAUGUGAUUUGGUUGCUGUUGGCAAGAAGAGUGAGAACUUCCAUCCAGUGUUUGAACAUCUUAAAUCAGCUCAGAAUACUGAAAACAAAUCUACAGGAGAAUUUUCUAAGGAAAUCAUAACUGUAAUUCAUCAAAUUAAAGCAAAUACUUCUUCAUCAUCUGAUGUUACUUUACAUGAGCGUUUCUCAAAAAUACAAGAUUCACCAGCUACAAAAGGUGCAAAUGAAGUUCAAUUGAAAUUAGAUCCAGAAAUUUACAGGAAAAUAGAUAUGUGUUUGGCUGAGCUUCGGAAUAAACUAAAUACGGUAUGUGGUUCAGAACAGACUCAGGUCAAAGUAAUAGAUCCAAAUGACCUACGACAUGACAUUGAAAGAAGGAGAAAAGAACGGUUACAGAAAGAAGAUGAGCACAAUUUUCACAUAGAUAGUGCUGCAGAGAGGAAUAAUCAGGUUUCCUGUUUUUCAUCUCCUGAUGAUAGCUUCCCAAACGGUCAAUGUGUUACAAGGUCAAAUCCUGGAAAGUUUUUUCAGAAUCUUUACAUGGAUUAUACUAUGCAGAGUAUCGACAAAAUUACUCACAAGGCAUUUGAAGUUAAGAGCAACCAUCAAAACAGAAGGGGCUUUAGAUCUUCUAAGGCCAAGUUUAGAGGUGGCAGGCUGCAGCGGUACGGUAAAUCAGGCCUAGUAAAGAAGAGCUUGAACAUUCAGGCUAAAUAUCAGCGUUUACGGUAUGCUGGUUCAAAGGGAUUUUUCACUAAAAAAUACAGAGAAAGAUUGCCGAGGAAAAAAAAGGUUAGUUGGAUUAUGAUUCAUUAAAAAUACUGAGUGACUUUGGAACUCAUAAAUUAUCUCUGAUUAAUAGAUAAAUUGGGUUUUUAAUUUAAUUUGACUUGGGAAACAACCUAGAUUUCAAAAAUACUCUUAUUGUAUAAUAGUUGCAGAAAAACUUCAAGGAGCAGUGGUAAUAGAGCUGUGAGACUGUUUAAUCUGAAAAUGCUUUUAGCUGUUAUACCUCAAAUAUUUUGAAUAUAACAGCUGUUGAAACUUUUUACCUUAGAAUAUCUCCUCUAUGAUUCAUUUUUGAAAUGGAAAUUCAGGUAGACUUUUAACUGAUAUAUUUUAGCCUUAUAAAAUAUGAAUUAUCUAAGUACCAAAAAAUAUUGAACUGAACUGACUGUAGAAAAAGGGUACAUAAUUGCAAAAUAUGCUAACUCUUCUUUUUCCCCUACUCAUAUAUGCUUUAUUUUGAUAAAAUAUAUAAAAAAUUUGCCAUUUUAACCAUUUUUAGGUAUACAAUUCAGUUGUAUUAAUUACAUUCAGAAUGCUGUGUAAGCCUCACUAUUUUAUGCUAACUCUUCAUGUUAAUAAAAAGUUUCUUGCUCUGCUGGCAUGGCUCAGUGGUUGAGUGUCAACCUAAGAACUAGGUACAGUGAUGGCGAACCUUUUGAGCUCGGCGUGUCAGCAUUUUGAAAAACCCUAACUUAACUCUGGUGCCGUGUCACAUAGAGAAAUUUUUUGAUAUUUGCAACCAUAGUAAAACAAAGAUUUAUAUUUUUGAUAUUUAUUUUAUAUAUUUAAAUUCCACUUAACAAAGAAAAAUCAACCAAAAAAAUGAGUUUGCGUGUCACCUCUGACACGCGUGUCAUAGGUUCGCCGUCACUGAACUAGGAGGUCAUGGUUCGAUUCCUGGUCGGGGCACACGCCUGGGUUGUAGGCUCGUUCCCUAGUGUGGGGCAUGCAGAAGACAGCCUAUCAAUGAUUCUCUCUCAUUAUUGAUGUUUAUAUCUCUCUCUCUCCCCCUUUCCCUUCCUCUCUAAAAUAAAGUAUAUUUUUAGAAAAGUUUCUUUACUUGAUCAUUUGAAUUUCAUACUCUUUUAGUUGUAGAUAGAUUUUAUUUAAAUUUGCCAUAUUGGUAUUUGAAAAUACAGCAUCAAUAUGAUAUAAAAUUACAUUCUACAUAUUAUAUUUUAAGUGAGAAUAAUAGAAUUAUAUCAGUUAAGGGAGGUUAUUUUGUCAAUAUUUUUAUUAAUCUUUAUUAAUAAUUAUGGACGAAUAUUUUCUUCUGAGAAAUGUCUGUAUAUUUAGUGUUGCUAUCAAAUAGUCCAACUGUGGUUUUAUAAAUUUGUUAACCAUAAAUGUUUCCUUAAAUAUUCAUACCUGUGAAGCCUUUACACUGAGCUUGCUUUAGUGGUUUUAGUAAAACUUGUUUUUUAAAACAUGGAUCAAUAGAAUGGAGCUUACAGCUGAUUUUUUUCAGUUUUCAAAUUAGAUAUAUCUUCUGAACUUCUCUCACCUCCUAAUUUUAAUUGAGCACCUUAGAAGAGGUUUCUAAUUUCACUGUGUAUGUCAUCCUAGGUGUUAUGAAAGCCAUCUCUCCUUUGAAAAUGGAGUGAAAUUGCUAUAAUUUUCCCCUCUUAUACCCCUCUCUGCUGUUGGACUGAGGUGCUGGCUUCUCUUCCUGACUUGUGUGGCAAAUUUCUUUGCAGCAGAUCUUUCUACAUAUUUAUCCCCAAUCACAGGUGGCAGCUUGCAUGGUCUCAGGGAAGCUAGUCAUUGAUUUCCACUUGAGGAGGAAGGCUGAAGCAAGCCUUUCCCUUAACUUUAUGGUUGAGUUUCAGGUACAUGUUAUGUGCUUCUCUUCUGUUAAUUCUUUGCUGAACUUUGAGUGUUAGCUUCAUUCAAUUCCAUUUUUACCUCUAUUCUUGCCAUGAUUUGGGUGAUUACUUGACUGCUUGCCUCAGCCAGUGCUUUCUAUACACUCAUUGGACUUGCUCCAUUUCAUCAUUUUUGUUUUUGCCUCACCUUGCCCUGUUCCUAAUGACCACCCAGUUCUUCCAGACCACGUUGACCUCGCUUAGCAGCAAAUAGAAACCAGACGUCAAGCCUUCAUCUUAGGACCUGAUGAGUGUGUUCUAGAAGGAGCCACAGCCUGAUAUAGGUCUCUAAUCUUUAGGGCUUAAGCUUUUUAAAAAAUGGUGUGUGUUUUUUAAAUAUAUUUUUAUUUAUUUUAGAGAGAGAGGAAGCAAGAGGGAUAGAGAGAUAGAAACAUCAAUGAAAGAGAACAUUGAUCGGCUGCCUCCUGAACGCCCCCUGCUGGGGAUCGAGCCUGCAGUCCGGACAUGUGCCCUAACUGGGAAUCGAACUGUGACCACCUGAUUCAUAGGUUGAUGCUCCGUCACUGAGCCACACUGACCUGGCUUUUUGUGUUAUCUAAAAUGUAGCAGUUAUGGUUAAUGGCCCUGUCCUGUUGCCUUUCACUGCCUUUUGAGUAUGUUAGAGGUGGUCCCAAUACACUGAAUUUAAAAAAAAAUCAGUUUCUUCUAUUGUUUUUCUUAGACAUAACCCUCUGGAUGCUACUUCAUAUAUCUUUGUACCGUAGCUACUUUGACAUGGGUUUGUUCAGUCUGCCUAUUGUCAGUGCCUGCAAACAAGCCACAUCCAGGCUUUUAUAGAUUGUGUUGAACAAGGCAUAACUCUACAAGUAUGGCAUGAAGUCAGGCUUCCUACUAUUAGCACCCUACUUAAUAUCAGGGCUCCACACUCUCCUGACCUUCAGGAAAAGUAAUGAGGCAUUGCAGCAGCUCUGUUUCUGCCAAGGUCUUAAGGCUUAUUGGGUGUUAGAGGUGUGUGUGCGUUUUUUUAAAUAUAUUUUCGUUCUGGUUAGUGGGAACCAAGGUACUUAAGGCUUACUUGGCCUUAGAGCUGUCCCAGUAGUAUUGUGCUGCAACCCCAUUCUACGUGUAUAAACUGAUGAUUUAGACCUAUUAUUCCAUUUUACCUCAACUUUCAUGCCCUAAAGAAAAGAGGUAGAGGCCUGGAGUCUUUGGUUUCUUCUAAUGUUGCUUGCUUCCCCUUUCUCUUAGAUUAGGGGCACUUUUGCUCAAAUGGGUUACUGGGUGUGAGGUACCAUUUACAUCACUUUUCAUCCCAAGUCCAGCAUUAGAGGGAACUUUGAAGCUACUGUCCUGGAGAGAAACCUUAGUCUGAGCAGCAAUUGUCCACUGCUUUGUCUUUUUUGCCCUAAUAGGAACUUCAUUCUUUUCAUUGCUAGACCACCAGCUAGAUUAAUUAAGGAUGUGUCAUCAAUUCAUUAAUCUAGGUACUCUAGACUUCUUCUCCCAUGCCUCAAAGUCCACCAGGAAGGUUUCGAUUGAUCUUGUCUGGGCUUCUCACUCCAUCACAGUAUUGAGAUUGCUGGGCUGAUCAUUCAUGGCGUGGCAGUCUUGUGACGCUCAACUGUAGUGCGGUCUGGUUACUGUGCAUCAGACGUGCUUCCUGUCUCCUAUGUCCUCUUGUCCCACUAACCAGAACAAUUGCGGCUUCCCUAAAACCACCUUGGUUCCCCAGCUGCCUACAAAGUAGUAAGAUUCCCAAGCAGUAUUAGGAAAGUACAGAACUGAAAUUCUUUCUCGUCAUUCAUCAUGCACUUGUCAUAUCAAUCCCAUCCUGGCACCCAAAUUCCCUUUUAUUGUACCUCUUUUCUAUUGGAUUCUGGGCUUAGGCUGAAAGAUAAAGGGAUUGUAGAAAUGUCUGUUACCACCUGAAAUAAGGCUGGUCUUUUUAAAAAAUAUAUAUACAUUAUUGAUUUUUUUACAGAGAGGAAGGGAGAGGGAUAGAGAGAAUCAGAAACAUUGAUGAGAGAGAAACAUUGAUCAGCUGCCUCCUGCACACUCCCUAUUGGGUAUGCAACUAAGGUACAUGCCCUUGACCGGAAUUGAACCUGGGACCCUUGAGUCCACAGGCUGACACUCUAUCCACUGAGCCAAACCGGUUAGGUCAAGGCUGGUCUUUUUAAAAAUAUAUAUACUUUUAUUGAUUUCAGAGAGGAAGGGAGAGGGGGAGAGAGAAACAUCAAUGAUGAGAGAGAAUCAUUGACUGGUUGCCUCCUGCAUGCCCCACACUGGGGAUUGAGCCCUGACCAGGAAUUGAACCCUGACCUCCUGGUUCAUAGGUUGACACUCAACCACUGAGCACACCGGCUGGCUGGGCAAGGCUAAUCUUUUAUCCACUAUCAUUCACAAGUGCCCCUCUUUUAUAUUCUCUUCUCAUCACAAAAAGUUUGCAGAAACUCUUGAGAGUCAGACUAUGUACCAGAAUAGAACAAAGGACUUAGCACGAAUUUAUGAGGCCACCUCUGGGAACAGUGCCUCUGAACACUCAGCAGUUGUGCAUUUGGUUAGGAAGACCUGGAAGUCCUUAGCAUCAGAGAUUCUCCAGCAGUCAGUCCUCAGGGGCCUGUCAGCUGGGUACCUAUCAGAGCUCUGUCUGUGGCUGGGAAGGGGAGAAAGGAGAAAGCAUAAAGAUGCUGCAGGAAGGAAGUUACAGACUGGGACUUAAGGCUUUUUGAGUUGAAAAAAACCUUGAAAGUCAUGGAGUACAAAGAUUAGAACAGGAACCAAGAUCAGACAAAUGAACAAAAAUCAGUUAUAUACCUGCUCUGUCCCUCAAACUUGAAGUGUACCAGGAUGCAAAAGUGUUGCAUAGGAACAUCAUCUCCUUCAAACAUUUAUGAUCUUGAGCCUCCAGUUUCACUAUCUACUUCUCUGCCUUACUUAUUUAGUGAUUUGUUUCUUCCAUGUAUCCUUAAAAAAAUGCAUGCAUUCCCUAGUGUUAUAUUCUUUUAAAAUAUAUAUA